AUGUCUCCCAGGAGAAGUGAUGCAAACGCGUGCACCAGCUUCCCCCGGAGCCGCGUCAUCUCUACAAAUUAUAAUGAAGGAUCAAAUGAAGCACAUAAAUCUCCAAGGUGCACACAGCCUGUCCGGGAGGAAAGACGCUCCUGUCCCAGCAUUAGACGCCUCCAGAUGGAAAGACAUCAGAUGAAAGAAAACAUGGAGCAACUAUUGAACAUGCAAACACGUUUUGUGAAGGAUCUGGAAGAUGUUUUGAACCAGCACGACGUCGCAGAGCGGAGGAAACGGGAGCUGCUUCACAAACACUGGACUGAGCGUCUGUGGUUACCUCUGCAAAAACGACUGAUCCAGCGCGUGGCGAGCUGUGGGGCGGCGGAGAUCAAGAGACGACAAGGCCUUUACAGUCACUAUCUGCAGCACUGCAACAGCAAGUUGGCAGAAAUUGAGGACAGACCUAAACAAGCUUGGAACUCCAUUUGUCUUCAUACAGAAUCAAAAAAUGACAGCAGACAGUUUGAGAAGCUACCUCCUCAUCUCCAGUCCUCCCUGGUCUCUGGCAGCUCGGUGAGAUCCUGGACACGACAUGGCACUCCCUCCAGUUCCUCAGCUUCGUCAUCUACAAAAACACUGACAGAACAGAGCGGCGAUGAUAAAAUGGACCUGCCAUCCAUUUUACCACUCCAGUGA
Messenger RNA from Knipowitschia caucasica, 681 nucleotides. The record is from the annotation of a GenBank genome assembly. NCBI's taxonomy places the organism in Eukaryota, Metazoa, Chordata, Actinopteri, Gobiiformes, Gobiidae.